ACAAGCCCUGCAGUCCCCCACUGGGCGCUUGGAGCUGCGACGCCAUACCGGCCAGGCGGCCGCCAAGGACCUGCCACAGGGACAGACCGGUGGGCGAGGUACAGGGAAAGUGGACAGGACCAACGCCACCGUCGGGCAGGGGGAAGGCAAAGAGGAUUUUUCAAGGAAGGAACCAGUUCUGUCGUGGGGAAGAAAAAGCUACUCGAUUGGCCUCAGGAGAGGAAAAUAAGGAGGGCGCCGAUGUUGGAUAAAACCAUUAUUGCCUGAAGGAUGGGUGGCGUUUCCCGGCCUUAGCCGGAACAUAUUGAAGGAAUGACUUUCGCUUUCUCCAAGCAUCAAUCUGGUGAACACAGGGUUAAUCCCCUUCCUGCUCGGGGUAAUACGUGGUUCCUCGCUCAAAGGGCCGCGAAAGUCUGUCAAAUAAGAGGCGAUACCAUUAUUAGAAUAGGGGCUCAACAUUGAAAAAAAUAUUUAAAAGCAGACCGCCGCCUACUGCUUCCGUCGACUUUUGAGCUCUUUCUGAAGAGGUACAUUCCCCUCCUUCACAACGACGUCAUACGGAUGACUCCACAUCUACAGGAGAUUUGCAACCAAUGCCCACUUCUCCACCAAUUGACACACAAAGCCCAAAUGUUCAAGAUGCUCUGUUUUCUAGUCCACCGCAAUUCCAACAUUCAGUUCCAAUGGACUUCGAUAUUAGUUCACCGCUGACCUAUGGCACACCCAGUUCUAGAGUAGAAGGAACCCCAAGGAGUGGUGUGCGAGGAACUCCAAUUCGACAGAGGCCUGAUCUUGGCUCUAUCCAGAAAGCUAGGCAAGUGGAUCUGCAUUCUGAUGUGCCAACAGCAGAGGAUGAAGUGGCAAGUGAACAAUCUCUUGGACAAAAGUUAGUGAUUUGGGGAACAGAUGUCAAUGUGGCCUCGUGCAAAGAAAAAUUCCAGAGAUUUCUUCAGCGUUUUAUUGAUCCAGCAGCCGAAGAAGAAGAAAAUAUUGGCUUGGACCUUAAUGAGCCUCUGUAUAUGCAACGACUGGAGGAGAUAAACUUGGUUGGGGAGCCAUUUCUGAAUGUAAACUGUGACCAUCUAAAGUCAUUUGAUGAAAAUCUUUAUAGACAGCUGAUGUGCUAUCCCCAGGAAGUUAUUCCAACAUUUGAUAUGGCUGCCAAUGAAAUUUUCUUUGACCGUUAUCCUGACUCAGUAUUGGAACAUCAAAUUCAAGUUAGACCGUAUAAUGCUUUAAAAACCAGAAACAUGAGGAGCCUUAAUCCAGAAGACAUUGACCAGCUUAUCACUAUAAAUGGCAUGGUGAUCAGGAGCUCCCAGUUAAUUCCAGAAAUGCAAGAAGCUUUCUUCAAGUGCCAGGUCUGUGCUUUCACAGCAAGAGUAGAAAUUGAUCGUGGAAGGAUUGCGGAACCAUCAGCAUGCAAGAACUGUAACACAACGCAUAGUAUGGCAUUGAUUCACAAUCGCUCUAUGUUCUCGGAUAAACAGAUGAUCAAAUUGCAGGAGUCUCCAGAAGACAUGCCAGCUGGUCAGACACCAUGCACUAUUGUUCUCUUUGCUCACAAUGAUCUAGUGGAUAAGGUUCAGCCGGGUGACAGAGUUAACGUCACAGGUAUCUACAGAGCAGUCCCUGUUCGUGUCAUUCCAAGAAUGAGCAGUGUGAGAUCUGUCUAUAAGACACACAUUGAUGUCAUUCAUUAUUGCAAAACUGACUCAAAACGUUUGCAUGGCAUUGAAGAAGGGACAGAACAGAAAAUGUUUACAGAGGAGCGUGAGAAAAUGCUUCAAGACCUUUCUCAGAAACCAGAUAUUUAUGAUAGGCUUUCUUCUGCGCUUGCUCCGAGUAUUUAUGAGCAUGAAGAUAUUAAAAAGGGCAUUCUUCUUCAGCUGUUUGGAGGUUCAAGGAAAGAUUUCAGCCACACUGGCAGAGGCAAUUUUCGUGCUGAGAUUAACAUUCUGCUUUGUGGAGAUCCUGGUACCAGCAAGUCACAGUUGCUCCAGUAUGUCUAUAACUUGGUUCCAAGAGGCCAGUAUACAUCUGGAAAAGGUUCUAGUGCUGUUGGUCUUACAGCAUAUGUGAUGAAGGACCCUGAAACAAGACAAUUAGUUUUGCAGACAGGAGCCUUGGUCCUCAGUGACAAUGGUAUUUGCUGUAUUGAUGAGUUUGAUAAAAUGAAUGAAAGUACAAGGUCGGUGCUUCAUGAAGUCAUGGAACAACAAACACUGUCUAUUGCAAAGGCUGGAAUUAUUUGUCAAUUGAAUGCUCGUACCUCUAUUCUGGCAGCUGCUAAUCCAAUAGAAUCCCAGUGGAAUCCGAAGAAAACUACCAUUGAAAACAUUCAGCUUCCCCAUACGCUGCUGUCUAGGUUUGAUCUCAUCUUCCUAAUGCUGGAUCCUCGAGAUGAAGCAUAUGAUAGGCGUUUGGCUCAUCACUUGGUUGCAUUAUACUAUCAAACUGAAGAGCAGGUGGAAGAGGAGUACAUGGAUAUGGCGGUAUUAAGAGAUUAUAUUGCUUAUGCUCGUAGUUAUGUCAGUCCAAGACUAAGUGAAGAAGCAAGUCAAGCUCUCAUUGAGGCAUAUGUGAAUAUGAGGAAGAUCGGAAGUGGCAGAGGAAUGGUUUCUGCAUAUCCUCGACAGCUGGAGUCUUUGAUUCGUCUGGCAGAAGCUCAUGCUAAAGUGCGCUUUUCUAAAAAAGUAGAAACAAUAGAUGUUGAAGAAGCAAAACGUCUUCACCGUGAGGCUCUAAAACAGUCUGCUACUGAUCCAAGGACCGGGAUUGUGGAUAUAUCCAUUCUCACUACAGGGAUGAGUGCCACUGCCCGUAAACGCAAAGAAGGACUGGCUCAAGCUUUGAAGAAGAUUAUUCAGUCUAAGGGUAAAACACCAGCUCUAAGAUAUCAACAGCUCUUUGAUGAUCUUCGUGCACAAUCUGAAACCGCUGUCACUAAAGAAAUGUUUGAAGAAGCACUUAAUGCAUUGGCUGAUGAUGACUUCUUGACUGUGACUGGGAAGACUGUUAGACUGCUCUAAAUAAAUCCCUAGCUUUACAGUAACAGAACCGUAAAACUUAGUUCUUGCUGUAACAUGACUUUAGAAAAUAUGCUUAUGUAAGAAUACCGUUUGUUAGACUCGAAUUGGACCACCAACGUGAGCACUGAAAAAUGUCAAAAUUUUAGUUUUUAAUGUUAAUUCAUUGAGCACAGUGAAUUUUAGCACACUUUCUCUCAGCAUUUUAUAAAAAGUAAGUUCUAAUACAUGUAAUCUCAAAAUAUAAAAACUUAAGGAUACCAGUAUAAUAUGAAUGCAAAUUCAAGAAUUGCAUGUUGCCUGUAGCACUAUUUCUUAAUAUUAGAUAAACACUCACGAAUAUUUUGUUUGUAAUAAGAUGCACAUUACUGACUUGUGCAUUUUUAAAAAUCUGAAGUAGAUGUAUCUGUUUGACUGAAUGUGGUCAGUUGAUCCUUCGUGUAUAUUUUUCUCUGUAACUUGGAAAACAGUAAAACAUAAUUCAGAUAUCCUGUUGAACCAUGGGUUUUGCUAAUCAGUAGUGAAAAACUAGCAACAUGGCUUGAGUUUCUAGGCAUACAGGAGGAAACCAUGGCUUAAAGCUGCUUGUCUGGUUUCGUAUUUUAAUCUAAUCAGCACUCCAUUUCAUAAAUUCACUCCAUUUUGCAUAGCACAGCAACUCUUGAGAUGGAGCAGCCACCCUAACAGUAUCUUAAUAGCUUGUUUUCUCAGCACCUCACACACCAUGAUUUGU
Rhineura floridana is the source of this 3762-nucleotide messenger RNA. RefSeq names its product minichromosome maintenance complex component 4 (gene MCM4). Gene Ontology annotation, molecular function: single-stranded DNA binding; single-stranded DNA helicase activity; ATP binding. The coding region runs from base 594 to 3032 and encodes 812 amino acids. Gene Ontology annotation, biological process: DNA strand elongation involved in DNA replication; mitotic DNA replication initiation; DNA replication. Gene Ontology annotation, cellular component: nucleus; MCM complex. The transcript is spliced from 16 exons. The record is from RefSeq and is a predicted model, not a curated record. Lineage: Eukaryota; Metazoa; Chordata; Lepidosauria; Squamata; Rhineuridae.